ACUAAAUCCGCCAGUUUAGGACCCAAUGGCAACAAGGUUCAAUUGGUUUCUCGAAGAGAUCGCGAGGAAAAAAACGCAAUGGCUUACGAAAAAAUAGUGGAUUUGGAUACCAUUAGUAAAAAGAAUACUAUGAGCAACAAGGCAACUUCUCUGCCCGCUAGUUUGAACGGUAACGGAGUUGGCACAAAGGGGGCUGGACAAGGACAAGGAGGCUCCUCUGGCACCUCAAACAAAGUUAAUCUUCAAACAAAUAGUACAACUUCUGCCGUCGCAGAGGGUACUAAGAGAAGAGGCGGCGCGGAUAAAGAAGACCCAGCGUCAGUGAGAGGAUGGGAAGAUGGCCCACCACCAGCUCGCUUUGCUGGAGGAGGUGACAACAAGGCUACUGCGGCGACAGGACGUGCUGCAGAAUCGAAAACCGCUGCUGCGUCUGGGGGAACUAAUUCUAAUGCACUAGAUCAUGCUCAGGAACAAAUAAAAGGCUCUAGUACUACAACAACAGUUCUUAAAGAGGAUGCUGACAUCAGGAGUUCUUCCACAAAUGGUGCUGACAAAGUCGUGAAGCAAGCAGCUCCUAUGGCAAAACUCCAGCAUGUACCGAAAAGCUCUGCGAUUUCCAAGAAAGAAACAGUGGC
Amoebophrya sp. A25 is the source of this 635-nucleotide messenger RNA. NCBI's taxonomy places the organism in Eukaryota, Dinophyceae, Syndiniales, Amoebophryaceae. The record is from the annotation of a GenBank genome assembly.